Daphnia pulicaria is the source of this 2217-nucleotide messenger RNA. It is a transcript of the gene Cortactin, whose product is annotated as src substrate cortactin-like. The record is from RefSeq and is a predicted model, not a curated record. The transcript is spliced from 11 exons. Gene Ontology annotation, biological process: regulation of actin filament polymerization. Bases 110 to 1711 code for a protein of 533 amino acids. Gene Ontology annotation, cellular component: plasma membrane; cortical actin cytoskeleton; site of polarized growth. Gene Ontology annotation, molecular function: actin filament binding. NCBI's taxonomy places the organism in Eukaryota, Metazoa, Arthropoda, Branchiopoda, Diplostraca, Daphniidae.
AAACUAUCCGAUUGUUUAACUUCUUAUCAAAUAGAAAGGGCGUGUGACUCAACUUUUAGCCGGUUUAAAUUAGUAUUAUAUCUAUUUAUAAAGAAUUUAUUGUAAUAACAUGUGGAAAUCAGCAGUUGGUUCCAGCAUCAAGGCUCCUGUUGUCAACCAAGAUGACGAUGAAUGGGAUACCGAUCCCAAUUAUAUUAACAACGUAACAGAAGAAGAACAACGAUGGGGUGGGGGAAGAACUGCGGGUGCUAUUGAUAUGAAUGCUCUACGAGAGCAAACGACUAAAGAAGAUCUGGAGCUCAAGAAAAAGGUAAUGGCUGCAGGACCUCAAGCAUCUUAUGGAUAUGGUGGAAAAUUUGGUGUACAAGGAGAUCGUAUGGAUAAAAGUGCAGUCGGGCAUGAACAUAUUGAAAAAGUUGAAAAACAUGCUUCUCAAAAAGAUUACACCACUGGUUUUGGUGGGAAAUAUGGCAUUCAAAAGGACAGGAUGGAUAAGUCUGCAGUGGGGCAUGACUAUGUAGCCAAGGUUGAAAAACAUGGCAGUCAAACAGAUGCUGCCAAAGGGUUUGGCGGCAAGUUUGGAGUUCAAACUGAUCGAGUUGAUAAGAGUGCUGUUGGUUGGGAUUAUCAGGAGAAGUUGGUAAAGCAUGAAAGUCAAACAGAUGGUUCCAAAGGUUUUGGUGGGAAAUUCGGCGUACAAACCGACCGCAUCGACAAAAGUGCAGUUGGCUGGGAUUAUCAAGAAAAAGUGGAGAAACAUGAAAGUCAGGUGGAUGGAAAUAAAGGUUUUGGUGGUAAAUUUGGUGUCCAGGCUGAUCGAGUCGAUAAAAGUGCUGUUGGUUAUGAUUACCAAGAAAAAGUAGAGAAACAUGAGAGCCAAGUAGAUGGUUCAAAAGGUUUCGGAGGAAAAUUUGGCGUUCAAACAGAUAGGCAAGAUGCAGCGGCCGUCGGUUUUGAUGAAGAACAAGGUCAUGUUGGUACUACUUACGAGAAGGAUAAGCCAGUUAUUGCGGAGAAAGGUAAAGCCUCUUUGCUGAAAUCCCGUUUUGAAAAUUUUGCUGAAGAAAACAAGAAAGCCGCAAUGAUUGUUCCUCCUCCACCGAAGAAUCCCCGCCCAAUGGCUAAGAUAGCACACAAAUUCGAAACACAGUCGACGCCUCAAACAGAGCCACCCAUCAAACAAAUCCCCCAAACAGAAAAACCUGUCCGACAAAACCAAUUUCUCCCAGCCAAGUCGCCUGUUAUACCAGAGCCAGUCAUCCGAGAAAGUCCUGUGAUUUCUCCAGUUCCAGAACCUGCUAGGUCUCCUUCACCUCCACCGACUGUCGUUCCACCUGUUCCGGCACAAACUCAACAACAUAUCGCGCAAUCCCUUGAACGAUGGAACGAUGAUCUGGCCGAAGCUGUCGAAGAAGUGGAUGAUGGAGCGUGGAGAGAGCAAGUGGAUGAGCAGGAUGACGCCUGGAAAGACGAAGAAGAGAUAGGCUACGUCCAAGAGAAUUCGAAUUUAGAAACAGUUGCGGAAGAAACUGGAUCCGGUCUUAUUGCAGUCGCCCUCUACGAUUACCAAGCUGCUGCAGAAGACGAGCUCUCCUUUGACCCGGAUGAAGUCAUUGCCAACAUCGAAAUGAUCGAUGAAGGUUGGUGGCGAGGGGAGUGUAGAGGACAGAUAGGAUUAUUUCCCGCUAAUUACGUCCAACUGCAACAGUGAAACCCUAUCCAGUUUUUUCGUCUUCCAGGUUUUAUCCAACAAUCCAAGGUUCUUUUUUAUUCCCAAUUGUUAAUCAUUCUUUCCAAGAAUUUUCCUUAUCUCGUAAGCCAACCAUAUGGCGGUUCUUUUUACGCGUGGCGUUAUAUUCGUGUAUUGUUGUCCAGUCAGUAUUCACAACGCGGUGAAGAAAAACAUUACUUAUUACAGAUUAGUUGAUUUGAUGAAAAUGUGUGACGGAAAAACAUCGUUCUUGCCUAUUAUUGUGGAAAGAGAAUUGCAAGUUAUCCCUUAUCUGCAUUUAAUUAAGAACCAAUAAUUAGAUGUUGUUUGCCGACUCAAAUCACAAUGCUUUGUUAUGAUUAUUGUGCCGAGAUCCAACCGACCAAUCUAUCUUAUGCAGCCUGUUGAUUCAUUGGAAGAGUUUUCAUGUCCAUACUCACCGACUGCAAACAAAAGCCUCUGUGAUGACGUGGUGGUCCAAAUACAUAUCUGUGUGUUGAUAAUGA